Messenger RNA from Solea senegalensis (Senegalese sole), 2649 nucleotides. RefSeq names its product NOC3-like DNA replication regulator (gene noc3l). The record is from RefSeq and is a predicted model, not a curated record. The transcript has 21 exons. The coding region runs from base 160 to 2568 and encodes 802 amino acids. Gene Ontology annotation, cellular component: nucleolus. NCBI's taxonomy places the organism in Eukaryota, Metazoa, Chordata, Actinopteri, Pleuronectiformes, Soleidae. Gene Ontology annotation, molecular function: chromatin binding. Gene Ontology annotation, biological process: DNA replication initiation.
GUUUCCGGGUCUCGCUGUGACCCCGCGCUCCUCACAUCAACACGCGUGGAGCAAACAAACCGUAACCGUAACUAAACAGAACUCCGCGGUGUUCGGUUCUUCACACUCACCGGAGACAGACGGCGAGUUUCGGCCUGAGCUGAGGGAGUUUGCGCCGCCAUGGCUCCGCCGCGGUCGAAGAAGCGGCGCCCGACGUUCCGCCGUCUGCUGAAGACGAGCAACGUGAAGCUGGAGAACAAACUGAAGAACCGUCAGCUGAAGCAGCAGAACGCGGCCAAGAAGCAGCGCAAGGAGCAGAAGAGGCUGAGGCAGGCGGUGAAGGGCGCCAUCAUCAGGACUCCCCGCCCACUGGAGACGUACAAGAAGAGACCGGAGGAGGAGCACGAUGAGGAGGAGGAGUUUCUGGAGACUCUUCCCACGGACAUGAUGGACGAGGACGACAUGCAGCAAAUGACCGCCAUGGCUCGUCAGGCGUCCUUCAUCACCAGAGACCUGUCGUCAUGCGAGCCGGUGCACAGUGGGAAAAAGAGGAGCGCAGAGGUCGUACGGAGUUACGAGAAGAUUCCGAGAAAGAUGGUGAAGACGGAGGAGAAGGAGGUGAUACACCUGCUGCCAAUCAAAGACAAGACGGGCGUCAUCCCACAGAGCGUGGAGCGAGUUGUCACGAAGCAGCAGGACGAAGAAGAGGAGGAGGAGGAAGCUGCUGUGGAGCCAGAGGAAGAUGAUAAUGAGGGGGCGCUGCAGACAGUGGCAGCGCUGACAGCAGAGCAGAGAGAGCGACUCAGAGUGGAGACGUUAAAGCAGAAGAAGCUGCAGAUCGCUGGUCUGGCAUCAGCGCUCAUUUCUGACCCCACCAGCAAUAUAAAGCGGCUGAAGGAGCUGCGGGGGAUGUUGGUGGAGGUGGAGCCCAGCGUGGCGGUGACCGUCAGGAAGCUGGUGAUGGUUUCACUGAUGGAGAUCUUCAAAGAUGUCGCCCCCUCCUACAGGAUCCGCCCCCGGACCGACGAGGAGAAGACCACCAAGGUGAAGAAGGACACUCAGCGUCUCAGAGAGUUCGAGGAGGGUUUAGUGAGUCAGUACAAGUUUUACCUGGAGGAGCUGGAGCAGACUGUCAAAGAUUGGAAGCAGAAGAAGAAGAAGCGCAGUCAAGUUGUUGGUUUCCAGUCGUAUCGAGGUUUGGCAGAAGUGGCCGUGCGCUGCCUGUGUGAGCUGCUGCUCGCUCUCCCUCACUUUAACUUCCACAACAACAUCGUCGUUGCCCUCGUGCCCCUGAUGAACGACCCCUACAAGAAGGUGUCAGACAUGUGCUGUGAUGCGUUCAGGACCCUCUUCCAGCAGGACAAAGUGGGCGGAGCCUCUUUAGCCACAGUGCGCGUCAUCUCGGGCGUCGUUAAGAGCCUGAGCUACAACAUCAGACCUGAGGUGCUGAGGUCACUGCUCAGUCUGAGGAUCAAAGAAGUGGAGGUGAAGAAAGACAUUGAGUCGACGGCACCGAAGAAGAAGUUUAUGAACAACAAGGAGAAGAAGAAGAGUCUGUCGAGGAUGCAGAGGAAGUGGAAGAAGGAGGAGGAGAAGCUGGAGAAGGAGCUGCUCGAGGCUGAAGCUUCAGAGAACAAAGACAAGAAACUAAAGCUGCACACUGAGACUCUGAACAUCGUCUUCCUCAUCUACUUCAGGAUCCUGAAGAAAGCUCAGAAAUCUGUCCUUCUGCCCGCUGUCCUGGAGGGACUGGCCAACUUUGCCCACCUGAUCAACCUGGAGUUCUUUGACGACCUCCUCAGUGUGCUGCAGAACAUCAUCCAAUCAGGAGACCGGACCAUCCGCGAGAGUCUCCACUGUAUUAAGACCGUCUUUACCAUCCUGUCAGGACAAGGUGACGUCCUGAACAUUGACCCUUUGACCUUCUACUCAGAGCUCUACAGGCUGCUGCUGAGACUGCACGCAGGGGCGCCCAAUGAUGACAUCAUCAUCCUGCUGCAGUGCCUGGAUCACAUGCUGAUGCGGCGCAGGAAGCACGUGACCCUGCAGAGGGCGAUGGCGUUCAUGAAGAGACUGAGCACGCUCAGUCUGCACGUACUGCCCAACGCCAGCGUGGGGAUCCUCGCCGCCAACAGAGCUGUGCUGCACUCUUUCCCUAAGUGUGACUUCCUCCUGGAUAACGAGGUUCAGGGCAGCGGCUUCUUUCUGCCUGAACUAGAUGAACCAGAACACUGUAACGCACAAAACACAGCUCUGUGGGAACUACACACUCUACAGAAACAUUACCACCCGGUGGUUCGUCACUUUGCCGUCCACCUGUCUCGUUCAGCUCCCAGUGAAGGGUCAGCGUCUCUCCGUGUGGACCUGAGCCGCAGGUCACCUGUGGACCUGUUUAAUGACUACAGCAUCAAAGGCAUGACCUUUAACCCCACCAUAGCUCCACCCACCACCAAGAAGAAGGAUCGAUUCAACAACGGAUCAAAGCUGCUGGACCAAGACCUGCAGAGACAAGUGGACACACUGAUGAGGGACGAGGACAUGGAGGACACACAGCUGGACUUCACUGCAGCACACACACACACACACUGAAGCUUCUUUUGUAACAAAGAUGGAUCUGUCCCUUCAAAAUAAAAGCAUGAACAGUGAUAUUUUUAUGUUUAAAAUUUGACA